Messenger RNA from Oryzias latipes (Japanese medaka), 2011 nucleotides. It is a transcript of the gene sfrp1a, whose product is annotated as secreted frizzled-related protein 1a. The record is from RefSeq and is marked provisional. Gene Ontology annotation, biological process: non-canonical Wnt signaling pathway; canonical Wnt signaling pathway. Lineage: Eukaryota; Metazoa; Chordata; Actinopteri; Beloniformes; Adrianichthyidae. Gene Ontology annotation, molecular function: Wnt-protein binding.
UGCACUGCAGUUUCCAGUCGAGGUUCCUACAAACACAGACAGAGAACAUGGGCUCUGCUUCGGUGCUGUUCAGGAGGUGGACCCAGCUGGUUCUCCUUUUGGCUGUCACAUGUGGAGCAUCAGAGUAUGAGUACACCUGGGCUGCGGGCUCUUACAACGGCGGGCGAGGCUACGGCAAAGCUCCCCAGUGUGUCGACAUUCCGGACGACCUGCGGCUCUGUCACACCGUGGGCUACACCCAAAUGCUGCUGCCCAACCUGCUGGAGCACGAGACCAUGGCCGAAGUGAAGCAGCAGGCCAGCAGCUGGGUUCCGCUGGUGCACAAGAAUUGCCACAAGGACACGCAAGUUUUCCUCUGCGCGCUCUUCGCGCCCGUCUGCAUGGAGCGGCCGAUCUACCCGUGCCGCUGGCUGUGCGAGACUGUGCGCGACGGCUGCAGCCCCAUCAUGGAGGCGUUCGGGUUCCCCUGGCCGGAGAUGCUCACUUGUGACAAGUUCCCCCAAGACGGUGUUUGCAUUGCCGUUACGCAGCCGAACGCCACAGAGGCUACCUGGCCCUCAGGUCACUCUCCUGCCUGCCCCCCAUGUGACAAUGAAAUCAAAAACGACGCCAUGCUGGAGAAUAUUUGUGCCAGUGAGUUUGCUUUGAAAGCCAAGAUCAAGGAAGUGAAGCAAGAAAAUAUGGACCGUAAGGUGAUCCUGCAGAGGAGGAAGAGGAUGGUGAAACAAGGGAAUCUAAAGAAGAGGGACUUGAAGAAGCUCACUUUGUACCUGAAGAACGGUGCAAACUGUCCCUGCCAGCAGCUGGAGAACCUGGAAAACCAGUACCUCAUCAUGGGUCGCAAAGUAGACAAGCAAUUCCUCCUCACAGGGAUCCACAAGUGGGACAAGUCCAGCAAGGAGUUCAAAAAAAUCAUGAAAAAACUUAAGAACUACAAAUGUCCCGCCUUUGAAAAUGUUUUCAAGUAAAAAAGACCUAUGGCUUCAACUGGUUGCUUUGUUAUACUUAUGAACUUGCACAAGCAACGACAAACUUUCUUUCUAUUGUGUUUUGUCUCAAUAUAUCGCUACAUAUGUACAAAUAUAUUUUUGAAAGUCCAAAGUUUAAUUUUAGGGAUGAUGAUACUACAGAUAUGAGUUUUACAUUUUUAUUUUACUUAUUCAGACUGAAAUAUAAAUAACAAAUGUAAAAUUGUAUUUGUCGUUGAAGUAUAGGUACACAUUGGCUAUCAUAUAGAUUUGUUUGACUCUUCCUGUUAACAAAUUAGAGGAUUAAUUGGUCAUUCUUGAAGAAAAAACGUUUUUUUUCAUGUUUUUGUACAAGUGGGAAAAGAAAACACAACUUCCAUUUAUAUAAGCAAUAUAUAAAGCUUGCUUGUAUUAAAGCCAGUAGCUUACUAGCAUAAAUUUAUGAUUAAGGAUAGAAAGUUUAGUUUGUGCUGGCUUUUCCUGCAAAAGAUGAAUAAAUAUCAGAAGAGAAAAAAAUUGCCUAAUAUUGUUUUAUACACGGCUCCACAGUUUUUUUAUGCUAGUGACCCCUUUGCUUAUUAAAUGCAGAAGACUCAUCAAAAAUAUCUUUCGGGUGACAUGAAAUACUCUUAAUUAAAGAGCUCUUCAGCUUUAAAAGCUACACAGAGGGUAUGGGGCAGUGCUUCCCAUGAGUAUUUGUAAAAUAUUGCACUACCAGCUUUUCCAAACAAGUCCUGUAUGAAAACCAGCAGGCUGCAUCAAAGGAUGGUGUUGCAGGGUUGGUUGGCAGUUUUCUCAAUCUGAAUAUGUUUAUUUUCUUUUUACUACUUUGUUAUUGCCUGAAUUGCCAUGGAUAAGAUUAAAUGCAUGCAUCUUUAAAAUUGCAAAGUGUAUCACAUUGUUUUUUUAUAUCCAUUUUGUGUUGUGACAUUUUCUGCUUGUUGGUCUGUUUGAGCACUGUUUUGUCUCACAUUGAAAUGUCAGUUGUUCAUUGUUGCUUGUUGUCUGUACAUAUAAAGUUAACAUAAAUGUGGAAAACCAAA